Messenger RNA from Fusarium tjaetaba, 1707 nucleotides. RefSeq names its product acetyl synthetase. The transcript is spliced from 6 exons. The record is from RefSeq and is a predicted model, not a curated record. The coding region runs from base 1 to 1707 and encodes 568 amino acids. Gene Ontology annotation, molecular function: CoA-ligase activity. Lineage: Eukaryota; Fungi; Ascomycota; Sordariomycetes; Hypocreales; Nectriaceae.
AUGGUGUUUAGGACCACGUCUCAAUUACUCCAACCUUUGCCGCGUGAUCUUCCUGAUGAUGUGCCAAUUUUCGAGUUCUUGUUGAACGAGCGCUACGGGCGACAUCCUCUUGCUGAUUCCCGACCUGCGUAUACCUGCGGUAUAACAGGCUUAUCAUACUCGGCUCACGAUAUUUCAGAGCGCAUUGAAUAUGUGGCUAGGUCGCUGGCGCAAAUCAUGGGAUGGGAGCCCAACAGUGGUAGUGAGUGUGACAAGGUUGUUGGCAUCUUUUCCCAGAAUGCGGUGGAUGCCAUUCCGUCAAUGUGGGCAACCCAUCGGCUCUCCGGCAUUGUCACGCCAAUCAAUGCUAGCUACGUAAAGGCCGAAGUCAUCCACCAAUUGUCGCAAGCCCAUGUCAAAGCUUUGUUCACCUGCAGAUCAUUGCUCCCCAUUGCCCUCGAAGCCGCGAGAGCAGUUGGCAUCGCCACGGACCAUAUUUUCCUGCUUGAUACUGGUGCCGACUUGUCUAGAGACCCGGGUCUCGUACCCUUCAAGUCUUUUGAUGAAUUGGUUCGCCUCGGAAAGGAGGCCCCCUCCCUAGAGCCACUGAAGUGGUCCAUAGGUCAGGGUGAAACCCAACCCGCUUUCAUUUGCUUCUCGAGCGGAACCUCUGGGUUGCCGAAGGGAGUGCUGAUAUCGCAUCGCAACGUGAUCGCCAACGUGCUGCAACUCGCCGGGCUGGAGAGAACUCAACGAGAACCUGGCAAAACAGAGACAGCUCUCGGACUUCUUCCACAGAGUCAUAUUUACGCACUGGUAGUGAUAUGUCACGGAUGUGUGUACCGCGGUGAUCAGGUUGUGAUUUUACCUAAGUACGAGCUGUCAACAAUGCUGCGUGCAGUGACCAAGUACGCUAUUGCAACCUUAUUCCUGCAUGCUGAAAAACUAGAAGAAUAUGACCUUGGACAUGUUCGAAAUCUGCUGACAGGGGCGGCGGCCUUCAGCCCCACGGCAUGGGCAACUCUGGAAAGGAUAUUUCCAAAUGGCGUAUUGAGACAAGGUUACGGUCUUACUGAGAGCUCAGCGUCCGUUAGUUCGUCGCCGAGAUCUGAUUGCAUGUAUGGGUCAUCUGGCGUCUUGCUCAGUGGUAUUGAGUGCAAGAUUGUGACUGAGAGUGGAGAAGAGCGAACGGGCUACGGUGAAGAAGGGGAACUAUGGAUAAGGUCUCCUAGCAUUGCCAUGGGCUACUUGAACAAUGACCGCGCGACCCGUGAGACAUUCGUCCGAGACGGGUGGCUGCGGACUGGCGAUAAAGCCUUGUUUCGCCGUGGGCCCAACGGCAGCGAUCAUCUAUUCAUUGUUGAUCGUAUUAAAGAAUUGAUCAAAGUAAAGGGUAUGCAGGUAGCCCCGGCGGAACUAGAGGCCUACAUUCUCGCCAACGAGGCGGUGGCUGAUGUAGCCGUCAUUGGCGUGCAGGAUGAACGGCAUGGCGAGGUCCCAAAGGCCUUUAUUGUCAAGAGGUUAGGGUCCAAUAUAACCGAUGAACAGCUGACGGAGGAAAUCCACCAGAGUUUCAAGAAGGACAAGGCGAGAUACAAGCAUCUGAGAGGCGGGAUUGAGAUUCAAGCUGCUAUCCCCAAGAGCCCUAGCGGAAAGAUUCUGCGACGGCAGUUGAAGGACCAGGAAAGCAAACUAUGGAUUGAGGCGGCCUAUAAGGUUAAGCUUUAG